UGUAUUAGAUGGAAUAAUAAGUACUUCUUUAAGCAAAGAUAGCUUAUUUUUUAGGGAAUUUUAAUAAAGUUUUAGAAAUAUGGUAAUAGAAUGAUUUUGAUGAUGAUUAUUAUAAUUUUUUGGUAUCAAGAGCAUUAAUUGCAGCUCGAGAAUUGAAACCAAAAACAAUAAGAUUAACAAAGAAACCUUCUUCUAAACUAUUAGAGAUAACAGAUAUUGUUAGCAGAUUUAUGGGUCCAUAAAUAGAAUAACAAAGAGCUGAUACUACAAUUGAUGAAGAUCGAAAAUAGAUUGAAGAUGUAUUGAAAAAACUUAAAGACAUUAUUCCUCAAUAAAACUAAAAAAUAAUUUAAAUAAUAUGUGCAUAUAUGUCUGUAAAUUCUUGUGAAGCAUAAUAUGCACUUCAAUUAGAAUUACCAAAAGAUGCAUUUCAAUAAGAAUUACUAUUUCUUUAAUUUAUGAUAUACUUGAGAGGAAGAAGAUUUGAUUUGGCAGAAUCUACUUUAUUAGAUUUAAGAAGAUUUGAUGAUGAGGAUAUUCUCACAUAUUUAGCAUAGAUUUAUUUAAAUGUAAAUUAUUUAAUUAUAAUUUUUAGCUUUAUAAUGGAUAACCAGAAUAAGCAUUUAAAUCAAUUUAAGAAACUAAAGAUCGAUUUGGGGAUUCCUCUAAAUUAAUGAAUUUAAUGAUUACUUGUCUAAUCCAGUAUAAUAUUCUAAAGUUAGCAUUUUAGUCAAAAUAAAUUUGAAGAAGCUUUUGAAUCUGGAUAGAAAGUGAAAACACUCAUUAUUGAUAAUGAAUAAUUUUCAGAUCGCCAAGAAAUUGAAGUUUGUCUAUCCAACUUAAUUAUUUUAAGUGAAUUACUUAAUAAAUAAUAAUAAAAAGAAGAAUACAUUUAAGUUUUAGAAUAAAUUAAUAAGUCCUGUCAUUUUUUAAAGCGAUACUAAGAGAAAAUAAAGAAAAUUGAUUAAUUAUCAUGA
This is a messenger RNA of Paramecium sonneborni, 977 nucleotides long. The record is from the annotation of a GenBank genome assembly. Lineage: Eukaryota; Ciliophora; Oligohymenophorea; Peniculida; Parameciidae.